AUGACCUCUUCCCUCGCCGCUCAGCUGGCCAACGUGCGCUCGCACAAUGCUGAGCGACUCACCUCAUCAGCAUCGCUCGUCAAACACACCUCGUAUCUCUUCCCGCCUAAGACAGCAGCGCAGCAGGACCUCUUCACCGUUCACGCCCUCGGCGCCAGCGGAUGGACCGAGCUUUCAUCCGAAGAUGCCUCGUUGCAAAGGUGGUCUCGCUCUUCGCUGCUCUUCGGCGAUGAGAGCCGCAACAUGGACCGCAUGAUGCUGCCAAAGGAGGAUAACGACGCUGUCGACAGAGCUGUCAAGGAAUUUCUCCACCUUGCUUCUCCCUUCCUCCUCUCCAAGGGUGCGUCCAAGUGCCUCGAAUGGCUCGUUCGACGUUUCCGCAUCCACGAGUUCAGCGUUGAGGACGUUCUUGCUGCAUUCUUGCCCUACCACGACACUCAGCAAUUUGCACGCAUGCUCUCCAUCUGCAAGCUCGACGGCAAACCACACCUGCAAUUUCUGCUCUCCGUCAAGAAGACCGCCAGUCCUCUCCCCGCUGGCGUCUUGCACGCGGCUCUCCUUGCACCUGCCACAACCACCGCCAGUCUGGACCUCCUCCGAUGGAUCUCUUCCCUUCUCGCCAAUGACGUUUCGACUCAACUUCAAGUGGCCCCACACCGUGCCCUUGUCAACUUCUGGACUUCGACUUUGGUUCAGAUCUGCGCCGCCCGCUCCCAGCUAGACGACAACCAACAAGUUGCCGGUCUCUCCAAGUCCACCAGCAACUCGAAGAAGUCAGCCAAGACCCGCGCAGCAGAUGCGCAGGCGAUCCUCACCGUGUUGCUUCCCUCCGCUGUGAGAGUGGCUGGUACCGCCUCGCUCGGCCAGGACGCGCAGAUGGGAGGCUUCAUGCUGCUCUGCACCAUCGCACAGUCGUUUCCGCUGAGCAAGGAGGCCGUUCAGGGCAUCUUCACCAGCUUGGCCAAGCUUCUGUCCUCGUCGCACGUUACGCCUGCUGUUCAACGCGCCCUGAUCGCCUGCGCUUUGGCUCUCUGCGCCAGCUCUAGUGUUGUCUCUGACCCAUUGACGCCGCAGUCCACCUCCGCCGAACGACUCAUUCCCGACAGCUUGGCAGCCCUUCUCGUGUCGUCGGCGGACACUGCCAGCUCAAUCGCAUCGCUCGCAAAGUCGUACGACGCCCGAGCCUUCCUUGCCCACUUCAUCGCCGCGCUGACGGCUCGUAUCUCGCAUAAUGCCUCGGUCGAGCUCCUCAGCACACUGUUGCGAGGCCAAAUCGUGCAGGAUGCGCUUUGCGUGCAGGUCAGCGAGCUGCUCCUUCGCCUUCGUCUUGGUGCGCCUGUUGGAUCUUCGCAAGCACCCGAGACUGCUUUUGAGGCUCACAUUGCCAAUGAUUCGGUCGAGGAAGCACACAAGAACCGACUCCGCGUCGUGCAGAGUGUCCGCAGCCGCCGACCGCAAGUCUUUGAUUCUGCCCUACGCAACUGCACUCGCAAGGAUCAAUCGGAAGCCCAGAUCGCCGCCAUUUGGCAGACCGUCCAGGCAGUGCUGGCGAUUGAGUCUGGCGCGUCUCUCGAUGAAGUCUCGAGUGGCAACCUCGAUGGACAAGGCCAGGCUGAUGUCCUUUGGCUGUCGAUCCACUCUGCCGAUGCAUCGCAGCGCGCGCUUGCGCUCAAGCAGCUCCACAAGGACAUCAAAGAGGGACGCGCUUCGCCACAGGACGCCAUGGUUCGAGAGGCUCUUCACGCACGCAUGCAAGACUCCUCGGUUGAUGUUCUUCGGGUGCUUUACUCGCAGCCGAAUGCGCUGCUCGACGCUUUCGACGAGGAUACCCUCCUCACAAUGAUUGCAGAGGCACUCGACGAAGACAGCAUUCCGGUCGAACGCUUCGAGCAACAUCUCUCCUUCCUCCUGAAGUCGUUCUUGAAGAGGCACUCCGAGGCGAAGGACAACGUUGCUCGACGAGCUGUGUGGCCUUUCUUGCUUCACAGCCCUUCUCGCACCACCAUCGCAAGCUCGGCGAUCAAGCUGAUCUCUCAAAGCGGCAGCUCCGAUGGCGUGCUCCCUUCGGUAGCCACUGCUGCCAGCAAAUCGGACGAUGCCCCUCACACCAACGACGCUGUGGCUCAGGCAGUAGCGACCCAUCUGGCCUCCAUCUCAGCAGCUGACCGAAAGCCGUGGCUCGAAUUCUUGACUGCUGCUGCUAGACCAGCACAGGGCUCAGCCACGGCCAACGCUGCCGCCUCUCGGGACCUGGCUCUUGUGUCUCUGCUCCACCUCGCCAACACACUCGGUGGUGCUGAUCUCGUCUCGCUCGCCGACACAACGCUGCAAGCUGUCGUGCUGCCUACACUCCCUGCGUUGGGCGCACCUACUGCAGACCAAAGUAAGAGGCUGACCAGCUCGGACCUCAAGGACACUCUCUCGUCCUCGCAGCACGUUCAUCAGCUUCAGACGCUCUACGAAGCAGCUGCCACGGAGCAAAGCGUGGGCCUGCUGGUGUCGUAUCUCCUCAUCCAGCUCGUUCGUCGCGUCGAUGUUCCUGCCUUCGACUCUUUCCUUACGUCGCAGAUGUCGCAGGAGGUACAGCACGCAAAGGCUUUGCUGGGAAGUCUGUAUUCCGUCAUCAACACUUCGCCGCUUCCAGCUUCGCUCUCCAAGCUUUUGUUGCAGGUCAUGCUCGUCAAGAUUGGCGACUCGACCCUACCCUUCUUGGCUUCGAUCUGGACCAACACGUUGGGCGCCAACACCGCUGCUGUGCGAUUGGCUGCUCUGCGUCACGCCGGAGCCUUCUUGCAAGCUCAAGUCGGCUCGCAGCAAGAGCUCAAGGACUACCAGGUCGUCGUCCCUCUUCUGCUCGUCGCCCUCGCCGACGCUGAGGCUUCCAUCCGACUGGCCGCCAUGUCUUGUCUGGAGCACAUUCUGGCGAUCUGCAAGAGCGCCGGUGAGCAAGCCAAGGGGUCUAAGAAGAAGGGCAAGGAGCUCGACAUCUUCGGGUACGAGUCCUUCUACGGCGCCACCACCUCGGAUGCCAUGCAGUACAUCGAGCUUGCCUCCCUCCUUUACUACCUCGACCAGCUCGUGGAACGCAAGUCUGGGUUUCGCAACGAUGCCGCGCUGCUUCCUCAGCUACACGGCGAGCUUCUGCAGAUCGGCCGCCAGGACGGCCGCAAGGAAGUGGGUCACAAGCACGCCAUGGUCUGCUUCCUUGUUUCGCACAUUCUCUGCAUCGAUUCGCUUCCAGCCCGACUGGUAUUGUUGCAGUCGCUGGCCACAGUGAGCGACGCAGCCAAGCUCGAGAUGCUGCUCCCGCUCAUCCGAGAGGUUGUUGAAGGGAACGUUGCUGCAGCCACCAAGGGUCUCCGCGCCGCCGACGAGCGCGAGCAGUACCUCGAGCUGCUGUUCGCUUCGUACGAUCGAAGCUGCCGCGCUGUCGUCGAGGAAGCCUCGACGGGAGCCUGGUCGCUCUACCUCACCGCUGUCGAGGGCAAGGACGGCAAGCGACUCAUCCAGAAAGCCGCCGUUCGCGCGCUCGACAAAGCGGGUCUGUUCAAUGCACUGUCCCCGAUCAUGCGAAAGGACGUGUACCUGCACCUGGCCAGUAUUGUCGCCGACCCAUCGCUGCCUGCCUCACCCGAGGUGGCGUCUGCGCUGCGCGAGCUCGAUGUCGACUCUCCGAUCCUGAUCGCCGUCCUGUCCGACCUACGCGAGGCGAUCACGUCCAAGGCGCUCAGCGGCCCUGAAGCCAAACGCGCGCGCACAUCGUUGGGGUCCGACGAGACGAUGAAGCGCACCUGCGCCAUUCUCGUCGCCGUGCUCGAGUCGGCUGUCGGGAGCAGGCUUCUCUGCUCCGGCGCGCUCCUCUACGAACUCUUCGAGGUGCUCCGUGUGGCCGUCGACCUGCACUCCGGCCUGCUGGCCACGAACGCCGAACAGAUGAUGCAGCUCGCCAUGUCGUGCAUCGAGAAGCUGAUCACCGUCCUGCCCAAGUCGGCCGCCGCCAUCCCCGCCGACGUCGCGCAAGCCCUCCGCGCAGACACCAUCGUCAGCGCCAUCAAGGCGUCCACCAACCCGCAGACCUUCCAGCACGCACUGCUGCUGCUCUCCAAGAUCGCCAUCAUUGCCCCCGAGGCUGUGCUGCACAACGUCAUGCCCAUCUUUACCUUCGUCGGCUCGACGGUGCUGCAGCGCGACGACGCGUUCAGUUUCUCGGUGGUCGAGCGGGUGCUGCACAGCAUCGUGCCUGCGCUGGUCGGCUCGCUCAAGUCGUCCGAAGCUGCAAGGGAGAGCAAGUUCGCGCUUCUCUGCGAAGCGAGGGCGUUUGUGCGCAUCUUUACCGACGCCGCUGCGCACGUGCCGCGUCAUCGCCGACAGACCUUCUUCCGCCUGCUGGUGGAUAUUUUGGGUGCGGACGACUUUGCUGCUGCCGUGGCGAUGCUUUUGGUCGACCGAUCGGCGCAUAAGAUCGUCAAGCAGCCCAAGAGCGAUGCUGAGCAGACGCUGCAGCUUCCCCUUGCGGUCGUGUCGCCCCACAGCGCGAUGGUGCAGGUGCGCGUGAUUCACCAGGUGUGGGAGGAGGUGCUGCGGAUCUGGGCCCAUCGCGACGAGACCGAGGCGCUUGGCGAGGUCGUAUUCCUCGACAGGGCGGGCAGGCUGGACAAGGAGCACGUGGAUCACGAGUCGGAGCCCAUGCGACAGGUUCAGGCGCUCAUCAUGUUUAUUCGCCAGAUCCUCGGGUCGAAGGCGUUUGCGGAGCAGAUCGAGGAUGUGCCCGCGAGUCAGGUCGGGCCCGAGCUCGAGACGUUCAUCCGACUCGCAUUGGAGACCGUGGCCAAGACGAGGUCCACGCAGCCCGCGUUUGCCAGCCUUGCGCUGGAGGUCCUCGACCGGGCGAUGCCGUUUGCGCCCGUCGACAAUGUCCUGGCUGUGGUGUCGAGCAUGGUGGAGGGCAAGGAUGUGCCUGGCAGGACGAGCGGUUUCUCGCUGUUCGCCAGUCGCGUCGCUGCCAUGUCAGCCACAUCGGCCGACCGCGCCACUGUCGCCGCGUACACGCCGACCAUCGUCAAAGCCGCCAUCGACGUCGUCCAGACUUCUCUCGCCACCUCGCACAGCAGCAACGACGCCGAGCUGCUCCGACAAGCAGCCCUGGACGCUCUCAAGACGCUCUCCUCUUCCGCGCAGCCCGCAGAGCAUGGUCCGCUGGCAUCAACGCUCCCCGUGCUGGUCAAGCUGGGCAAGGCCGGCGUCGACCGUGCCGUGCCCUCCGCGGCGCGCAUCAGCGUCUUCUCGAUCACCCGCCGGCUCGCGACCAAGUUGGGUCCGCGACUCAUUCCGCAUAUUGCGAGCUUGGUGCCGUUCUGCCUGUCCAUCGUUACGCGAAGUGCCUCUGCUUCCACCGAUUUCUCCGAUGACGAGGAGGAGACAGCGGGCAAGAAAGGCGCCAGUUCGAACAUCGCCUCGCUCCGCACGGGUGCGCUGGACACUCUCACGGGCCUCUUUGGCUCCGUAUCCACCUUCAUGACUGCGUACAUCCCUGCGGUGAUCCGCAUGUCGAUCUCACCCGAGCUUAAAGAGGCCAUGUCGAGCGCCUCCGGUUCGUCCACGGCGAGCGAGCGCUCGCUCAACCUGCUGCUCUCGACGCUCAUCCGCAAGGUCGAUGCGAAGGAGCUGUUCGAGGCGGUGUUCAAGGUGUGGGAUGGGGAGCUUUCGCUCGACUCGGAGGGUAAGACCGAGCGACUGGUGGGCAUCUCCGACUUCCUCGGCCGGGCGCUUCGUCAGAGUGACCGAGAAGCGAUCAGCGCGACGUACAAGCUGGUAUACCGCUUCCUGCUGCGUGCGCUCGAUCUGCGACGCACCGACUCCACCCUGUCGAAGACCGCAAUCGGUCGAAUCGAGUCGAGUCUGGUUGGCGGACCGUUCAUUCGAAUGGUGCUCAAGCUCAACGAGGCAUCUUUCCGACCGCUGUUCAUGCGCAUGUUCGACUGGGCCGUGCUGGAUCUCGUCGAUGACGACACGUCGGAUGUCGAAGGCACGGUAGCACGCCAGGUCGUGCUGUUCAAGACGUUCAACGCCUUAUCCGAGACGCUGAGGGGGUUGGUGUCGAGCUACUAUGCCGUGCUGCUGGAUCAGGUGUUGGAGCUGCUGCGUGGGUGGAGUCAGGGAGGAAGGGUGGAGAGGGAGUUGUGGGAUGAGGUGGUGCGAUCGCUGGUGUUGGCGGCGAAGCACGACGAAGGGGUGUUCUGGACCCCGACCAGGGUGGGCAAGGUCAUACCUGCCGUGCUCGACCAGACAGUACUGCUGCCGAAGGUCGUGCAGCCGACCGAAUUCGUCGCCAGUGUCGGUGGCGUGGUCGUCGGACUGUUGAAAAACGUCAACGACGAAUCGACGCUCAAGAGUGUCAACGCCAAGCUGCUCUCCAAGGCCUCGGCGACAAGGGCGACCAACACCCCCAUCGUCCGGGCGACAGCUACACAGUUGUUGACCAACAUGUGGGCCGCCCAGAAGGAUCACCUCCUCGGACUUGUGCCCGAGACCAUCGCCCAGUUGAGCGAGCUCUUGGAGGACGACGAUGAAGUGCUGGUCGGGUACGCGAACGAGUUCAGGACCGAGAUCGAGGGUGCACUGGGGGAGAGCUUGGAGUCGUACCUCACCUAG
Molecule: messenger RNA, 6651 nt
Organism: Kalmanozyma brasiliensis GHG001
Lineage: Eukaryota; Fungi; Basidiomycota; Ustilaginomycetes; Ustilaginales
Product: BP28, C-terminal domain protein
Exons: 1
Coding region: 1-6651 (2216 amino acids)
Biological process (GO): positive regulation of transcription by RNA polymerase I; maturation of SSU-rRNA from tricistronic rRNA transcript (SSU-rRNA, 5.8S rRNA, LSU-rRNA)
Cellular component (GO): small-subunit processome; t-UTP complex; 90S preribosome
Molecular function (GO): snoRNA binding
Source: RefSeq, a predicted model, not a curated record